AUGGAUGUUGGCGCACUGGUGUUCUAUGGGCGCCGGCGCUACGUGAAGCUGCUCAAUGUCUACCUGGAGCGCAACCUGGCCAAGAACGGGGGCAUCCUGGAUGAGGUGGUCUUUGCCAUGCGUACGGGCAAGAAAGAAGACUUGGACUUUCUAGAUGUGCUGCUGGCCCGCCACCCAGGCGUGUACCGGCGCAGCGGCCCCGGCAAUUUGAAGGCCACUGGCGUUCAUUGGCAGGAGUCAUACGCCAUCGCGCGGCCCGGCUGCAUCUAUGUGAAGAUUGAUGAUGACAUCAUCUUCAUUCAGGACGGUGCAAUAGAGGCGCUUGUUGAGGAGAAGCUGCGAGGGCACUAUCUGUUCGUAUCCGCAAACAUUGUCAACCACCCUCUGCUGUCCUACGUGCAUGCGCAGCUGGGAGCGCUGCUACCCUAUCAUCAACCCCCCAAGGGGCUUAGUCCCCUGGACGCCUACAAACCCUUUGAGCUGGCUGACUCAGCCGACGUCCUGGAUGACUCACCCGCGCGCACAUCCACGUAUGCAAUAAACAGCAGCUGCUUCCAUGAGAAUUGGGACUGCGCGGCGGUGUCACACUACUCCUUUCUGCAUCACCUGCGCGCCGGCAGCCUAAGUGCUUUUGAGUUCAGUACCUGGGAUUUGUGCUAUCCUGACUACCACCGCUGGAGCAUCAACUUCUUCGCCUUCAACUCCUCUGACCUGGCCGGCGACCUCCUUACUAACGACACUGACGAUGAGACGUACAUAUCCCAACUGCUGCCGGCGUACCGAAAGCAGCAUGCUGCGGCAGUGGGAAGGACAGCGCUGGUCGUGCAUUAUGCAUACUUCACUCAAGAGAAGGACCUCCUCUUGAACGCGCCCGGCCUGCUUCAGGAAUACAGCAGGGUGGCAGAGGAGUAUGCCAAUGGGACAAUUAUUCAAAAAGAGGUGAUAGAGAAGCCGCUCAAGGGGCAGUUUGGGCUGGUGCUUCCCAACGAGAAGGUUGUGCCUCUGGACGACCCCAAUGAUCAGAUGGAGAUUGCGCAGAAGACUGCCACGCUGGGAGGGGAAUUCGGCUACUAUGAGAAGGACUAUGUGGACUUCAAUGGCACUGACACUAAACUGGCUGACGACUGGGUAUGA
Messenger RNA from Coccomyxa subellipsoidea C-169, 1134 nucleotides. RefSeq lists its product as hypothetical. The record is from RefSeq and is a predicted model, not a curated record. The transcript is spliced from 8 exons. The coding region runs from base 1 to 1134 and encodes 377 amino acids. Lineage: Eukaryota; Viridiplantae; Chlorophyta; Trebouxiophyceae; Coccomyxaceae.